Nanorana parkeri is the source of this 2636-nucleotide messenger RNA. RefSeq names its product Mdm1 nuclear protein (gene SAXO6). The coding region runs from base 179 to 2431 and encodes 750 amino acids. NCBI's taxonomy places the organism in Eukaryota, Metazoa, Chordata, Amphibia, Anura, Dicroglossidae. The record is from RefSeq and is a predicted model, not a curated record. The transcript is spliced from 15 exons. Gene Ontology annotation, biological process: negative regulation of centriole replication. Gene Ontology annotation, molecular function: microtubule binding.
UCCGGAAGGUGCAUUUUGAUUGGUGAAGGGACAGGCAGAGUCGUUGGCGCAUGCGCAGUGUGGUAUGGACGCAGGAUGGGCUUUACCAAGGUAACGGGCUCUGUUUACAUCGUUGUGACACCAGGGAUCGAACCUUGUUGUAGCACAAAGGAACCCCGGGGAAAGAGGAGUCCGCAGCAUGCCGGUCCGAUUCAAGACUUCAUCAGAAUAUGACAGAAAUUUCAAGUGGCGCACAUCCCAUGAUGCAAAUGAAGACCCUUCCGAUAUGUCCAGAUGGGCUGGGCUUCGAUCGGAAGAGCUUGGGAUCACUAAAGAGCCAGGCUUUCCUUCAAAGCGAAGAGUUCCUUAUUACUACCCACAGAUUUCAAAAUCAUUUCAGUGGAAAGAAAAUGAUGACUAUGUAAAAGAAAGUGUGAAGUUAGAUGGAGGUAUUGAAAAGGACUCCUUAGUUAAAGAGAAAAUCAUUACACCAGAUGCACCAAGGUUAAAGAAAAAAGCUAGAUCCAAGUCAGCAGUGCCUAGAAUAGAGACUGAUAAUGGGCACUCAGCAGCUCCCAGAAUGCAGUCUCCUGAAGGCCACUCAGAGGUGGUGAGAACACAGCCUGCCAAGGGUAGUUCACCUGUGGCAGGAAUAAGAAAUAAUAAAGAGGACUAUAAAAAAGCGCCUGUGCCUAAGAUAUCAAUUCAUCACAAAGAAGCCAAUGGGGUUCACAGAGUUCUGCAGAAAAAAGCUGGCAUGAAUGUAGAGCCGUCACAUCACCCGCUGAGGACAUCUGAAUAUCAAAGGCAGUUUGAAAGAAAAACCGGCACAGAAAAUUCACCUUUGCUUGCUGCAGAACAGGUUGUACAUAACAAGAAUCAUUCAGUGCCACCAUUUAAAUUAAAUAAUCCUAACAUAGAGACGGAAUAUAAUAGUCAGUUUAAAGGAUCUCCACCUUCAAAAGGUCCAAAGUUAAGAAAGGACUGGGAGGACAAACAUCACACAGAAUAUGAUACAAAUCAUCAUUCUCCUAAAAGAAAGGAUAAAAAGAAGACGGUUGGUGAAGUGAAGUCAGGUUCUGCCAAAGUGAACACAUCUGACAUAGAACAGAAAGCAACUGAUCAAAUAAAUAUUCUUAAGGAAAAUGUUAUUAAGCAACUUUACACUCCCACAAAAUAUAACAGGAAAGCAAAAACUGAAUAUUCUGCAAAUUAUCUAUCCCCUUCAGACUAUAAAUACAAAGAUGGAGCCUGGAUGAGAGCAAAGCCUCAAGUAAAUGAUCAAGACUCUCCUCUCAGUGUAGGCUCCAUGUGGGUCGCUGAGGUAAAGGAACUGCGAGAAAAAGCUGAAUAUUAUAGACGCCGAGCUCAAGGGACUCAUUUCUCCCGGGACCACCUUAAUCAGAUAAUGUCUACGGACAAUAAAUUUUGGGAUGUGUCUUCUACCUCAAGUGGGGAGGAAGAUAUGAGCAACAACAUUAAAGCUUUAGAUUUGGCAGGUCUACAUAGUUCUUCAAGGAAUGAAAGCAAACAUCAGUCACCAACCAAACCUAAAGCUGCCUCCAAUACUGGUAUUCUUGGGGUUUCGGAUGUUCCAACCCUCACAGUUAGAAGAAAACUAGUUUGGGAUGAAUAUGAGGACACUGAAAAAAACGAAGAUGUAACACCGUUGGGAACAGAUGAUGAGGCAGAAGAAGUUGCUGAUGCAGAAGAUAGAGUUGAGGUCGAGGAAAAUGAUGAAAAAUUUCAUGAAGACAAUAACAAAACAAGACCCUAUGGCAAAAAAUCCAGUUUAUUAGAAGACGAAUCUGAACGUACCUCAGUAACUUCAGGAGUUGAAGGAAGACUUCCUACUCCAAAACUGAAAACCCUUGGAUUGGUUCAGAGGACCCAUCAUGAUCUAACCACUCCAGCCACAGGGGGAGCUCUGUUAGUUUCCCCUUCAAAGAAUCAGCAGCAUACACCAGAACAUAGUCAGAAGAGAUCUUCUAAAAAACAUGGCUCCCCAAAGAAGACGGUCUCCAAAGCUGUAAACGAAAGAAAUGGAAAAAGGGAUGAUCAGCAGGCUGCACAGUCUCCCCCAGUUGCUGGUCUGAAGACUGUCGAUCCAUUGCCAAUUCGAGAGGAUCCCUGGACAAGUCUUUCCAAUAAGCCUUUGCCUGCAACAAUCGCAUACCCUGUCUGCAGAUCUGUAGAGAAUCCCUAUGUGCCAUUACCUUGGCAGUGGAGUCCAUUAUGCCGAAUACAGGGAACACUGAGAGAUCCAGAGUUCCAGCAUAAUGGUAACUUUAACAGUAUCGGCAUCUAUGGUUCAGCUGUAAAUGAUGAUGACAGCAAUGAAGAUGACCGACUUUCCCAGAUCUCUGCCAGGUCAGCAGCUUCUAGUUCUUUGGCCUCACAAGUCCUGGAGCGUGCUCAAAAAAGAAAAGAGAAUUUCUGGGGAAACAAAUGAUCAGCCCAUCCGUCAACUUUUACUUAUAAUAUAUUUUUAAAGAAUUUGAUAUGGAGGAAAGAAAAAGGUAUACUAAUUUUGUCAUUGAUUUUUGUAUUUUAAUUUUGGAUAGAUUUGCACAUUUUUGUAUUAAUGGAAACAUUACCUGUGUAUUGUGACUCUAUUUUGUUAGUAUUUUUGAAUCUUACAUGUGUGUAGUUCCCAG